AUGAGUUACAUCCUGUCUUACGUGGUUGUGCUUCUUCUAUGUGUCGGUGGAAACGGACUCGUCUGUCUUGUUGUGCUGCGCAACCGUAACAUGCGCUCCGUGACAAACCUGUUCAUCUUGAACUUGGCCAUCAGCGAUCUACUCGUAGGCAUAUUCUGUGUGCCUACCACUUUGAUUGACAGCUUGAUAUCAGGUGAGCACUUGGAUGGCCAGACGACGUGCACCUUGAGUAACCUGGUGCAGGGCAUGUCCGUGUGCGCCUCCGUGUUCACGCUGGUGGCUAUAGCAGUAGACAGGUUCACGGGUAUCAUGUUCCCCUUCAGACAGCGCACACGUCCAGUCACGGCUCUGCUGGUCAUCCUGUUCAUCUGGCUGCUGGCCUUCGCCGUGAUCGUGCCGUCGGCCGCCAUGUUGCGGGUGGAGCCGUACGGCGACGCCUACGUGACGCAGGGCGAGCGCACCUACCCGCUGCUGGUGUGCUACGAGGCCUGGCCUCGGCCGGAGCUGCGCCGCGUCUACACCACGCUCGUCUUCGUGCACGUGUAUCUGGCGCCGCUGCUGCUCAUCGGCCUCAUGUACGGCUGCAUCGCCGCCAAGACGCGCCACAUGCGCUCCCGGCGCCGCCGCAAGGUCCUCACGAUGCUGGUGAUGGUGGCGCUGCUCUUCAUGCUGUCAUGGCUGCCGCUCUGGACGCUCUGGCUGCUGGCCGACUACCGCGAGCUGGACGGGCAGCAGAUCGACUUCCUGAGCAACUUCCUGUUCCCCGCCGCACACCGGCUGGCCUUCUUCAACAGCGGCGUCAACCCCAUCAUCUACGGCUUCUUCAACGACAACUUGCGCCGAGGCUUCCAGGCGGCCGUGGCAUGCGGCUCCUGCACCGCGCUGGGGGUGAUCGCGCGCCCCAUGCGCCUCGUCUUGCCACGGCCCAACAAGGUGUCGCACGAGGACUCCGCGCCCGCGCCCGCGCCCGCGCCCGUGCCUGUGCCCGCCCAGUGGAAGAACGGGCGCUACGCCACGAGGGCCCCUCAGCAGACGCCCAACGGCAGCCAGGGGAUCCUGCUGCAGGACCUCAACAGGCACAAGCACAACACCCGAGUGAUGCAGGACCUCAACAAGCACAACACCCGAGUGAUGGACCUCAACAAGCACAAGCACAACACCCGAGUGAUGGACCUCAACAAGCACAACACCCGAGUGAUGGACCUCAACAAGCACAAGCACAACACCCGAGUGAUGGACCUCAACAAGCACAAGCACAACACCCGAGUGAUGGACCUCAACAAGCACAAGCACAACACCCGAGUGAUGCAGGACCUCAACAAGCACAACACCCGAGUGAUGGACCUCAACAAGCACAAGCACAACACCCGAGUGAUGGACCUCAACAAGCACAAGCACAACACCCGAGUGAUGGACCUCAACAAGCACAAGCACAACACCCGAGUGAUGGACCUCAACAAGCACAAGCACAACACCCGAGUGAUGCACCUCAACAAGCACAACACCCGAGUGAUGCACCUCAACAAGCACAACACCCGAGUGAUGCAGGCAAGGCACUUCCCCGUCGCCAUUUUCCAGACAUACAUCAUGUCCAACCUCUUUGACCAUCUACCCAAUGUGUUCUCUGUGUUCUGCUUCUGA
Molecule: messenger RNA, 1641 nt
Organism: Sardina pilchardus (European sardine)
Lineage: Eukaryota; Metazoa; Chordata; Actinopteri; Clupeiformes; Clupeidae
Gene: npffr1l1
Product: neuropeptide FF receptor 1 like 1
Exons: 5
Coding region: 1-1641 (546 amino acids)
Biological process (GO): G protein-coupled receptor signaling pathway; cellular response to hormone stimulus
Cellular component (GO): plasma membrane
Molecular function (GO): peptide binding; neuropeptide receptor activity
Source: RefSeq, a predicted model, not a curated record